AGGUUCGCCUGAAGCUGACAUGGCGCCAGAGCGUUUAUGAUUCAAAGAAAUCUAACCUGCAAAAAUGUUUGUGUUUACUGUGCACAUUUAGUUAAGGUCAUUUUUAAAUUUGAAUCAUCAGUAUACAUUUAUAAUACUUCACAUCAUAAUACUGAAACAUCAUGUUUUAUCAUAUCUCACUGGAGCAUGAGAUUUUAUUGCAUCCUCGAUAUUUCGGGCCACAAUUACUCGACACGGUGAAACAAAAGCUCUAUACAGAAGUCGAAGGCACCUGUACGGGAAAAUACGGCUUCGUCGUCGCUGUUACGACAAUAGAUAACAUAGGAGCCGGUAUUAUACAACCCGGACAAGGGUUCGUGGUUUACCCAGUCAAGUAUAAAGCUAUUGUGUUCAGACCGUUCAAGGGUGAAGUACUAGAUGCGAUUGUAACCCAAGUGAAUAAGGUCGGAAUGUUCGCUGAGAUAGGCCCACUCUCCUGUUUCAUAUCUCAUCAUUCAAUCCCAGAAGAUAUGCAGUUUUGUCCAAACGUAAACCCGGCUUGUUACAAGUCAAAAGAAGAGGAUGUAGUUAUCCAAGCUGACGAUGAGAUUAGAUUGAAAAUCGUGGGUACGAGAGUCGAUGCCACGGGAAUCUUUGCUAUCGGAACAUUAAUGGACGAUUACUUAGGUCUUGUGUGUAAUUAAUGUGCGCGUUGCACAUCUACUCAUCCAAUUUUAUAAAUCUAUCUCAAGAUGCAGUAAGUUUUAUACAUUUGAAAAUAUUCCGAGAUAUUUCUUAUUUUGUAGCAUAAAAGGUUUAAUAAUAUAUUAAAUUAUGAUAACAGCCAUUUUAACAAAACAACUCCCAUAAUUGUAACUAAAUAAAUUCGAUUUUUGUAUUAAAGUGAUUAGUAAAGCUGUAAGAACUAGAAAUAAAGAAAAAAUAUUAUUAGGUGUGCAACUUAAUGCCGUGCUUUUUUAACACAUUGAGUCUUUAUUUACAAAAAAAUUUUCUAAUAUUUUUCUCCAUCUAUAAUGGAGAAUUCUCUCUCGAAAAAAAAGUAUUAGGUCGAUGCAGGUCUUGCCGAUGGAUGAAUCAUCUCAAAAGAUGACUCCUUUCGAUGUUAAUUAAUUUGCAUACCUAAUAUAUGACUGUGUACAA
Molecule: messenger RNA, 1140 nt
Organism: Ooceraea biroi (clonal raider ant)
Lineage: Eukaryota; Metazoa; Arthropoda; Insecta; Hymenoptera; Formicidae
Gene: Rpb7
Product: DNA-directed RNA polymerase II subunit RPB7
Biological process (GO): DNA-templated transcription; positive regulation of nuclear-transcribed mRNA poly(A) tail shortening; transcription initiation at RNA polymerase II promoter
Cellular component (GO): RNA polymerase II, core complex; P-body
Molecular function (GO): single-stranded DNA binding; single-stranded RNA binding; translation initiation factor binding
Source: RefSeq, a predicted model, not a curated record